Molecule: messenger RNA, 4839 nt
Organism: Aspergillus affinis
Lineage: Eukaryota; Fungi; Ascomycota; Eurotiomycetes; Eurotiales; Aspergillaceae
Product: kinesin-3 motor protein uncA
Exons: 1
Coding region: 1-4839 (1612 amino acids)
Biological process (GO): cytoskeleton-dependent intracellular transport; microtubule-based movement
Cellular component (GO): kinesin complex; microtubule
Molecular function (GO): ATP hydrolysis activity; microtubule binding; microtubule motor activity
Source: RefSeq, a predicted model, not a curated record
AUGAAAGAUACCCAGACCGUCAUCACGCCGCCACCCGGUGCUGUCGAUAAAUCACGAAAAAACGCUGGUGGAAAGCAGGCCGUGGAAGGACCCAAAACGUUCGCGUUCGAUAGGUCAUAUUGGUCUUUUGACAAACAUGCCUCUAAUUUCGCGAGCCAAGAUAACCUAUUCGAUGAUCUGGGUACGCCACUUCUGGACAAUGCCUUCGGAGGCUACAACAAUUGUAUCUUUGCCUACGGUCAGACCGGUUCGGGAAAGUCGUAUUCCAUGAUGGGUUAUGGCAAGGAAUACGGUGUCAUUCCGAGAAUUUGCCAGUCGAUGUUCGAGCGCAUCACUGCGAUCCAGCAAGACAAAAACCUGGGCUGCACGGUGGAAGUGUCGUAUCUGGAAAUCUACAACGAGAGGGUUCGCGAUCUGCUGAACCCCUCGAAUAAGGGCAACUUGAAAGUCCGUGAGCACCCGUCAACCGGCCCUUAUGUCGAGGAUUUGGCCAAACUGGUGGUGCGCUCGUUCGAGGAAAUCGAGAAUUUGAUGGACGAAGGAAACAAGGCCAGAACUGUCGCCGCUACCAACAUGAACGAGACUUCUAGUCGAUCUCAUGCGGUCUUCACCCUAACUCUCACCCAGAAGCGGCAUGAUGCGGAGACGUCGAUGGACUCGGAGAAGGUUUCAAGAAUCAGUCUGGUCGAUCUUGCAGGAUCCGAAAGAGCGAACUCGACCGGAGCGACCGGAGCCCGAUUGAAAGAGGGUGCGGAGAUUAACCGUUCGCUUUCAACACUGGGUCGUGUCAUUGCUGCUCUUGCGGAUGUGGCUGCUGGCAAGAAGAAAAAUGCGUCGAUGGUACCCUACCGUGACUCGAUUCUUACCUGGUUGCUGAAAGAUUCCCUUGGAGGUAAUUCCAUGACGGCAAUGAUUGCUGCAAUCUCACCAGCAGACAUCAACUUCGAAGAGACUCUCGGUACUUUACGAUAUGCCGACUCCGCGAAACGUAUCAAGAACCAUGCAGUCGUGAACGAAGAUCCUAAUGCACGGAUGAUCAGAGAACUAAAGGAAGAGCUGGCGCAACUGAGGUCUAAGCUUGGACCGGUAGUGGGUGCCGUGGGUGCGGGCGGAGCGGCGGCGGCGGCAGCAGGCGGAGUAUCUUUUGUUGAAGAAUACCCCCCGGACACUCCGUUGGAGAAGCAGAUGGUUUCUAUUCAACAGGACGAUGGCUCCGUUACCAAGGUCAGCAAGGCUGAGAUUGUGGAGCAGCUCAAUCAAAGCGAGAAGCUGUACAAAGACUUGAACCAAACUUGGGAAGAGAAGUUGGUGAAAACGGAGCAGAUCCACAAAGAACGAGAGGCGGCUCUGGAAGAACUGGGAAUUAGUAUUGAGAAGGGUUUCAUCGGACUUAGCACGCCCAAGAAGAUGCCGCAUUUGGUCAACCUGAGUGAUGACCCGCUGCUCGCCGAGUGUCUUGUUUACAACAUCAAACCGGGAACGACUAUGGUUGGAAACAUGGAACAGGGAAACCACGUGGAGAUACGGUUGAACGGUUCGAAGAUUCUCGCCAACCAUUGUACGUUUGACAAUGUGGAUAAUAUCGUCAAUGUUGUGCCGAGUGAAGGUGCCGCCGUCAUGGUCAACGGGUUACGCAUAGAUAAGCCAACACGCCUCAAAAGCGGCUUUCGGAUAAUCCUGGGCGAUUUCCAUAUCUUCCGAUUCAAUCACCCCCAAGAAGCUCGGGCCGAGCGAGUAGAGCAGAGUCUGCUGCGUCACUCGGUUACUACAAGUCAGCUAGGGUCUCCGGCACCAAACAAAACGCACGAUCGCAGCUUGAGCAAGACCGGCUCGGAGAUCGAUGGGGACUCCAGUAGGGCCGAUUCGCCAAUGCCUUCGCAGCCCGGUCGCGAGUCUGAUUGGCUUAACGCUCGCCGAGAAGCCGUCAGUGCUGUGCUGGGGCCUGAUCACAUUUCCCACAUGCCUGAUGAUGAGCUGGAUGCCCUGUUUGAAGACGUGCAAAAAGUUAGAAACACUCGCCGGGGACUUGCCGAGAACGAGGAGGACUCCGAUUCGCUCAGCUCGUUUCCUGUCCGAGACAAAUACAUGUCCAACGGUACUAUCGAUAACUUUUCGUUGGAUACUGCUAUCACCAUGCCGGGAACUCCUCGCCAACAAGACGACGAGGAGGGUCAAGAUGGAGGGGAUACGACGCUGCAAUCUGUACGCCAGGAUAUGCAGCGCCAGCUGGACCGACAGAAGGAGGAGUACCAGGAUAAGUUAAGAAACGCGGAGGUUUCAUCUAGCCAGGGUACAGACGACAUCCGCUCCGAAAAGACUCGCAUGGAAGUAGCUCUGCGAACGGCCAAAGAAGAAUUUGAGGAACAAUUGAGAAAACAAAAGGAGGAAUUCGAGUCUCACAUGAAAGAUAUGGGCCAACCGGUGCCCAAGAUUUACGAGAACGGCUUUGAAAAAUUGGAUCCAAAAGAGAUAGAAAUUGCGCACUCGGUCUUCAGCCAUUGGACGCAACAGAAUUACGUCCGCAUGGCAGAGAACGUACUCCAGCAUGCAUCGUUGCUGAAGGAGGCUCAGGUGAUGAGCCAGAUAAUGGAUAAGAACGUCGUUUUCCAAUUUGCGGUCGUCGACCAUGGACACAACAUGGCGUCUUCGUACGAUCUGGUCUUGAAUGGCAUCUCUGGUGAUGAAGAUGUUGUGCUUGACGAGGCCAAGAAACCCUGCAUCGCAGUGCGCGUAAUCGAUUUCAAGCAGUGCGUGAUCCACCUCUGGUCUCUCGAGAAGCUCCAGCGCCGUCUUCAAUCUAUGCGCCAACUGCACCAGUAUAUCGACCGGCCAGACUAUAUUCAACACUUUAAACUCGAGAAUCCUUUCUCGGAGCCCUGCUCCCCACAGUAUUCGCUGGUGGGUGACGCUGAUAUCCCACUGACGGCGGUCUUUGAGACACGAGUGCAAGACUUCUCCGUUGAAAUCACUUCGCCCUACACACAAAAUGUGAUCGGCAUCAUUAGACUGUCCUUGGAACCAUCCUCUGCUCAGGCGCCAUCGUCUACUCUGAAGUUCAAUGUUGUCAUGCGUGAUAUGGUUGGCUUUGCCGAAUGGGAAGGUACGGAGGUCCACGCUCAACUCUUCGUGCCAGGAAUAUCCGAGGAGGGAGGUGCCACUACUACUCAGAUGAUUAGUGGGUUUGAUGAAUCUCCUGUCCGCUUCGAAAGCGUUCACAGUAUGAGCCUACCGCUGUCCAGCCCGCGAAGUGCGGCCCUGAAGGUUUGCGUGUACGCGCGAGUGACACCCAUGCACAUGGACAAGCUUCUCAGCUGGGACGAUAUGCGCGACUCGGCAGAACCAGCACCCCAGAUACGCAAAACCCCUCGCAUCGCGGAGUCUGAAUUUUUCUCAGAAGAACGACACGAUGUUUUCGCGCGAAUGCAAAUCCUGGAGCUGGCCGAAACCGGAGAGUACCUUCCUGUCGAGGUGGUUCAGAGCAGCAGUCUUGAUGUGGGCACGUAUCAACUCCACCAGGGACUUCAACGUCGGGUCUUGGUAACCCUGACCUAUAGCUCCACCGAGAGUCUUCCUUGGGACAACCUCAACCACAUACGAGCAGGCUCAGUGCGUCUGCUAGACCCAUGGGGCAAGAUCCCAGACCAGGACCUUCAGACGCCGGAUGUUCCGUUGAAGUUCGUUCAGGAACCGAUGGUGAAAGACAAUGCGGAUGGAACAUCCAACGUUACGUUGAUCGCCCAAUGGGACUCUAGUCUGCAUGGCUCUCUACUCCUAGACCGAGUCACAGCCGACAAGUAUCGCGUGCAGGUAACGGUUCGGUGGGAUCUCAUUUCAUCGCGCUUGCAGGAUCCUGUGUCCUUUGACGUAGACUUGACGCUCCAGAUCCAAAGUCGAACCUAUGUGCGCCCACAGUCCAUGUUCAAGCAGUUUUUCAAUUCUACUCGAAUUGUACAUUCCACGGUUCGCAUGUUCUCCUUGGCUGUUCGACCCGUUUCUGCCAAACGCGCUGCGGACCUUUGGCGUAUGAACACUCAGAAUGAUUACGUGAAGGGCGAGGAGCUCUUGACAACGUGGUCGCCACGCAAAGUGUCACUGGUGCGUGAUUACAUCGCAGCCCGUAAGCGACGUCGACGAGUCGCCGAAUUGAAUGCUGCCAAAGGAGCCCUCAGCGCGAGUAGUCUGGUGGCAUCCCCUCCACGGAGCGGCCGAUCAACCCCCCUUCGCAGCCAGGAGAACUCAGAGCGAAAAGCCAAGUUGCUUCGGAAAUACGUGGAACUUUGGACCACGAAGACCGAUCCUAUCGAGGCGAUCCUUGUUCGGAGCAACACGGAGCCUCCUGACGGGGGCGCAGCGUUUGCCUCGCGGACCCAGCCAUCCUCGGGCGAUGAUUCCAGCUCUAUCUCUGACGAAGCAUCGCUAAAGCCGCGCUUCAUUGCAACCAUCCAGACUCUUCCAAAGAAUGCAUCUUCUUCGAAGAAUGGAUAUCUCUUGACGCCUGACGAUACCAGCACCCACUGGGUCCGACGCUUUGUAGAACUUCGCCGGCCAUACCUUCACGUGUACUCUGUUCCCGACGGGGAUGAAAUCAAUGCCAUCAAUUUGCGACAUUCACGCGUGGAUCACGCCCCUGAUUUUGCACGCCUUCUUGAUGGCCCAGGAGUGCGAGGCGAUAAUGGCUCGUCGCCCAAGGGACGGCCGAAUGUAUUUGCGGUGUAUGGAUCGCAGAACACCUUCCUCUUUGCCGCUCGUACCGAAGCCCAGAAGGUUGAAUGGAUCCUGAAGAUCGACGAAAGUUACUUCAGCCACGGGGGUAAGGCACCGAUCAACGGGUCUGGAUGA